Spirodela intermedia is the source of this 9398-nucleotide messenger RNA. NCBI's taxonomy places the organism in Eukaryota, Viridiplantae, Streptophyta, Magnoliopsida, Alismatales, Araceae. The record is from the annotation of a GenBank genome assembly.
AUGGAGUUGUUGGUGGAGGAGGUAGGGGAGAGCUCCUCGCCGCUGCCGCGGGCUUUUGGUGCCCUCAGUCCGCAUGGCAUUAAGAACGAUAUCUACAACAGGCUCGUGGAGAAUGGCUACGAGGAGGCUCUCUUCAAUCCGGACUUCAAGAAGCAGCUUGACGCCCAUUUCGACCGCCUGCCACAAAGGCGGGUUCCUUCCCCUUCAUCCUUGUUCUUCGCAUCCACGCCCUACUUUUUCCGUCCUCCCCUAAGUUGUAGUUUAUUGCCACGCGUAGCUAAGCCUGACUAUUUAUCUUUAAUGCGUUAGGUUUCCCACUUUUCUCGGAAAAAAUUAUCUGAGUUAUCUUUUGUUCCACAUAUCGACCAAACGUUAUUUACCACGUUCAUCAUCAAUUCUAAAUUCUUAUCUUCGCAGUUCGCUCAUGUUAUUUCUACACUUGAGGACAUCCUAUGCUAUUCUAAAAACAAACCGUGAGGCUCUAUCUUCUGUGUUUGGUUUCUUGUCACUUGUGCAUUCAGAGUCGGUGUUAAAUCACCCUGGGGAUUUGUAUAUUUCUGUUUGUAGUUGUAUCUGUUUUGAUAAAAAAUUGUCUUUGGGAUGAUGAUGAUUUCUUUUAAUCGGGAGGCUGACGUGCUUGUUCUUCGCGUACCUCUGCCAGUUACCUAUGGGAUGUGAACGUUGACAAAGCAGAAGAUGUUGUUUUACACCAAAAGAUUCUUGCCAAGGCCAUGGAUCCAGCAAAGUGUCCUGUUUUCCAUUGCCGCUUUAUACAGGUGCCACACAAAAUUCUUGUCUAUGUGACUAAUUUACUCUUUAGAAAAUAUGUCACUGCGUUUUUCUUGUCUGUCUUCACAUUUGCAUCCCUUUGAAAUGAGGUGUCACCUUGGAAUUUAGCCACUGUAACUGUAUUCUGGGGUUUUUUUUUGGCAAUACUUGUGAGGGAUGCGCCUCAAGGUGUGGCAUCCUGGUUCUACUACCAUGUUGUCUCCUAAAGUUAUAUGUUUGCAUGAUGUACAUAUGUCUGACAUCCUUCUUUUCUUACAGGAUGUUAUUCAAAUGCUUAGCAUAUCUGUUUUGAGUUAUUGGCUGCUUGUGUUUGUUCAAGUUGCUUUGUGUUUGAACACCUACAAUUUCCUACGUGAUAACCGUUGUUGUGGUUGUAGAAACUGCUCGUUGAAUUCGGUUCAUUUGAACAUGAGAGUUAUGUUAUAUUAUCUUUGUUUUCGAGGAUAUAAUUAUUCAUAGAUUGUCCUAAUAUUUAUGGAAUCCUCUUAGCUGAUGGAGUAGAAAUGGGAGAGUGCUUGUUGAUCUUUCAAGGAUACAGAGAUUUUAGAGAAAACUAUUCUUCCAUACUGUAUUUGAUAAGUUUAAAUGUUUAAAAUGUCUCGUUAAGGUGAAGCAUUUAUAUAAACCAUUUUGACAGUAUUUAUGAUAUGACAUUUUUAAUUGUCGUAUAUCAUUAAAACUACAAUACAUGUCCUGUAUUGUCUUGGAUUACGUAGUUUGAACACUGCAUCAUCAAUGACAUGAAGUUUCAACGCCCUUAAAAUAGAUUGAUUAAGCGAAUGGGAAGUUGUGGCUCAAGUGUCCUCCGACUCAAACCAUUUGGUCUUUCCUGGUCAAUUUUGUGGUUUUACUGGUUCUGGAGUUUCUAUCAAAAUAGAGAGUACAAAAUCAACCCAGAGUGAUUCUCAAUCUAUUUUUAGUUACAGAAAUAUAUUCUGCUAAAUUUGUGUUGUGCACUUGAGUCCUUGUGAUUCAUUUACUGCUCAGAUAUUUUGGAUACUGAACCAUAGCUGUCACCGGUGUACUUACUAUCAUUACCUAAUGAAGCAUAAAUUCUUCUGUGAGCAAUAUUUUUGCCACGAAGAUAUAAAAGCCUCUUAUGUAUGUGUGAUAAAAGUCAUUUGGCACUGCAGGUGAAGAGCAGAAAAUGUAGGAAGGGGCAUAUAGUUUUAUUGUUUCAUACACUUACGGACAAACAUGCCUGUCUGCCACCAUCAGUGAGAAGGAAGUUAAAGAACGUUACACACAUUUAUUUAUCCUGGUCAAGCUAAGUUGGAGAGUGGAUUGAAGUUAUGAAUAGAGAUCCGGAAGGAUUCCAGUUAGGGUAUGAGAACUGAAGAUAUGGUGGAGUUGGAUUAUUCGAACUGAAUGCAGUCAUUAGUGAUUGUUGCAUAUGAGAGGAACAUCGCAACUGAUGUUUCUCAAUGGUGAUUAGCUCUGUGUUUACAGCUUUGUUUUUCCUUUCCCACCAUAUCUGAAGGCCAAAUUAUACCCACAUAUCAAUUAUUUCGUAUCUUUAUUUUUUCUCCUUGGCGAGAUAUGGCUAUGAAUUCAUAUUGAAUUGCACCGUGAUUCUUGCCUUGCUUGCCUAAGAAACUUAGCUGAGCUGAGUUUCACAGGAGGGCAUAGUGGUUAGGUAGUAUAUUAUUCCCGGGUCAUUCUUUCUCUCUGUCACCAGUUUCCGACUAGUUUUAGAUGCUGUUUAUACUUUGUUCAGAAAAUAUUUGCAUUUAGCUGUGCAUGGUUCAUUUCAAUUCUCCAAAGAUUCUAGAAUUCUCUCGAGUGUGCAGUAUUUUUAAAAAUUGUUUUGAAAUUGGUGAAAAUGUGAAUACUGUCAGAUUGUGCAUUUUCAUCAUAGACUCGCCUGACAUGUGAAUGCUUAUCCAAGUGAGGGGCUUCUAGUUUGGCUUAGAACUACCUACUUAUGCAAGGAGGCCCCUUAUAAUUGUAGGUUUCCAAUAUGAUCCAUCUUUAAGACGUGUUAUCCAUUGAGUACUAGCCUUUUUUGUUUUCUUUUUUGGUGGGCCAAGCAUUAUGUUUCAGAUUUCUUCUUUUGUCAAUUGAUUUCUGUUAUGCUGAGUAGCAUAUUCAGACUAAAGCAGUUGGAAAUGAUGUACAACCUACGAAAGUGUCAUCUGCUUCAUGGGUUCGUGAUGUGACUGAACAAGAAGGGGAGGAGCCAUCAGACAUCAGGUUGCCCAUACUUUUAAACUUAUACAAUGCAGUUUACGUUUGUUGGGGGGUCCAGAUCUUUAAUCUUUGAUGGGAUGAAGUAAUUGGGUGCGAUUAAGAUGCUAAUCUUUAGUAGAUAAGCUAACUGCCCCCUGAGUUACAGUACAUUUCUGUUUGCCUGACAUAGUCUGCUCAUGCAUUGGCAAAGGUUUCCUUGAUUGAUUAUUGAUAGUGUUUCUUUUAGUAGAAAAAGGAAUUGUGAGAUUGACUUUGAACCUUGCUCGAAGCUUGAGGACUUGAAUCUAGAUGUUAAAAGAGGUGGUGAAGAUAAUGAAGAUAGAGGAUAUCUUACUGAGGCCUCGUCCACAAGGUACCUUUUUUCCUACAAUAGCAUGACUCUUGCACUGAGAAUUUUCCCGACUGCUAUGAUAUUUGUAAGCAUCCCAACCUGUAGAAGAAAAAUGAAAGCACCACCGUUUUGGUGUGUUAUGUGCAAUCUUGCCCGGUUGAUCGUUGGCAUACUUUCUCGUAUCAUAACUUCAUGAACAGCUAAACUAGAAAAAAAAAUCAGGACGACGAGGUUACUUAACCUAGCACUCUGCAACUAUAGUUCGAGAAAGCUGCCGAGUAGAUGUUGUUUGUCAUUAUUAUAGUUGUUUUCGCAUUAUUUACAUCAGACAGAUGUUCCUAAUUUUUGGAGUGCGAACUAUCAGACUUACAUGUACCAAAAGAUGAUUAUGUAGAGAUACCAGCAUAGUUAACUUAUGGCAAUGCCUUUUCUUUCUUUGAAAAGUGGUCAGAGGUUGUUAAAUACUCGAUAAUCUUGUGAGAUUUAUCAAAAGUGUGAGAUUUCUUUCUAUGUUUUCAAUUCUGAUUUAUGAUAAGUUUAGCUGAGACAACUCUUAUUUAUUGUGCAGGCAGAUACAAAUUCCAGUACACGAAGUAAUAUUUUCUACAGUUGACAAACCAAAGCUUCUUUCCCAGGUAGAAAUUGGGAUUAUAUUAUAGGGUUUAAUUUUACAAAGCUUAAUAUUUUUUAGCGGUUAUAUUACCCGUGUUUACCUAUAGAGUGAAAACAUUGUAAAGGUGACAAAUUCAUUUUGCUUCAUAAUAGCAUUUAGUUUGCCGAUGUUCUUUUUCGUAGGUUUCAUGUUAUUGCUAAUGGGACUAAUUCCGACAUGUUCUUUCAGCUCUCAGCAUUACUGUCUGACGUAGGAUUAAACAUUCGGGAGGCUCAUGUGUUUUCAACAGUGGAUGGCUACUCACUCGAUGUAUUUGUUGUUGAUGGAUGGGAUGUUGAGGUGAGUUAUGCGUGAAAUGUGAGGUGGAAUAUGAUAUGAUUAGUUCUUUGAUGGUAAAUUUGUUUCCUAUGAUGUAAUCGUUUGCUGUUAGAGUUAUCUUAAAUUUUAACGCUUCAUUAGUUCUGAUAUAUAGUGAGGAGAAAUAUAGUUCCGAGAUAAACUAAACGUUCUUAAUGGACUCCGUCUUCUCUUCCAAAAGUUUCAUCUAAUACAAUAACUGAUGCCUUAAUGCUAUGCGUUUUAAAAUUUUCUUAAUAUUUCAAUACCUAAUGGAUGCGGCUUUUGGGUGAUGCAUGGUUUAGUAGAGGAACAUUGUGAUUUCCAUGUUUAGUAGAGUAAUUUUCUUAAAAUUACUGGAACUUUUGCUGAGCCUGAAUGUUUCUCAUUUCCAUUUUUUAUGCUCAGGAAACAGAUGAUUUGGAUAAGGCUCUGGAGAAAGCAAUUUCGCGAAGUGAGGUAAUAAAUAAUACAUUAUUUUCUUUUUCACACUUUCCUUGUAUUUCCUAUUUACGAGUCAAUUAACGUUUCUUUUGAUGUAUAGCCUUCACAUGCGUAAUGCAUGCUCAUGACGUGCUCCCUAUAUUUGCAUUUUUCUCCACAUUCAUGAGAUUGGAUCCAACCAUUUACUAAUGAUUGCUGGUGAUGAAAGUGCAUUAGCAGUAUAUAGAUAUCCAUUUCAUUUUCUUUGGCCUUUAAUCAGCUGAAAGAGUAGGCAUCUCAUGACCAGAAAUAACAGUGGAGUAGAAAAUGGAAAACCAUGCAAUCAGGAGCUAGUCUAAAUAAUGUAAAAUAGGAAGUUUAAAUCCUUUAUCUAUAUCUGCCAUAUGGAUGCCUUUUCAUAAUAUAUAUAUAUUUUGUAUACAUAUAUCUAUUAUUAUAUUCAUACUGAUGAUCAUGAUAUUUAUUUUAGUCAUUUAUAUUUUUUUAUAGGAAUGAUCUUAUAUUUCUCCGUAAAUUUAAUUGUGGCAUUUGAAACAGAUCUGCAAGUAGUUGUCUUGUCUGAUCUUAAGCAUGAGCUUUCUUUUUCUUCGAAAAAUAGGCCACGUGCAUCUGAAAGUUUAUUUAAAAUAAUAUAACGCAUACUUUAAGAGGUCAAGGGAAGAGAACGCUAAAUUUAUUCAUAGGCUGUCUCUUGUUAUCUACUAGAGAAUGUGAUGAGAUAUUGGUAAGAAAUGUGGUAGUAACUAGCUGGAUAGUAAAAGAGUUUGAGAUCUAGAUAAAUUUAAAAAAAAAGGGUGAAAGAAGGGAGCUAUAUGUAAACGAUAGAAGAAUUUAAUAGGAAUUGACGGAAGAUGUAAGAGUAUAUUACAUAAUGUUACUUUUACCACUGACAUUGUAUCGUCAAAUGUAGCGUUCGUUUACCGGUCCAUCUCACUCAAUGCUGGAGAAGGUGCCCACUAUCCAUCCAGAAGAUGGAGCUUGGGAGAUUGACAGAAGAUUGUUGAAGAUUGGGGAGAAGAUUGGAUCUGGAUAUUGUGGAGAUUUGUAAGUCAGCAGCCACGUGGUUUUUUUCUCUCAUCCAUCUGGAGUUGCUGGUAGUUAUAUAUAUAUAUUUUUUUGAUAUACAGAUACCGUGGAGUUUACCUGGGCGAUGAAGUUGCUGUUAAAAUUCUUAAAUCUGAACAUAUAAAUCAUGCAUCAAAAGUCGAAUUCAACCAGGAAGUCAGCAUUCUAAGGUGGAUAAUAAUUUUAUCAGCAUAUAACUCUGCUCGUCAUUUGGUAGUCACCGUAGUGUGGAUGAAAAAUUCAUCUUAUUGAGAUUCACUUCUAUGAUAACAUCAUAACUUUAACAGGAAUCAGUCAUACUAUUGGACGUUUCAUUCUAAUAUUUGCUUUGUCAAAAGGAUAACAGACUAAUUUUUCUUUGUAAUUUAUUGCCUUUCGUGCCAUUACCAGGGAAGUUCAGCAUAGGAAUGUUGUUCGUUUCAUUGGUGCAUGCACAAAUCCACCAAAUUUAUGUAUAGUUACAGGUACGCUACUAAUUUUCGGAGUAAUGUUUUACGAUGAGGAAAUGAUACCCUUGCUUAGAUAUUAUGUUGAAGGACGUGUUGAUGGAGAAAUGUCAUAACAUUUGUUCUUCUACGCAUGGCAUUCCAAAUAUUAUGAUCCAUAAAUUUCCUAGUAGAGUCGAUUUUUGGGUUUGGGGGAAGAAGGUGCUUUAAAAUCUCAGAAGUCUGUGGAGGAUGCAUUGACGUAGAGCCUCAUCUAAGAUGAUCAUAAAGUUCGUAGACUAAAACUCAGCCCAAUACUCCACGGAAUGAUUUUCCCUGAUGAACAGGAAUGAUACGAUACAAUUGGCAGAUGCGUAUAUCUUUCAAGUCCAAAAUGUAAUGAGAGACACUAAAUCAUGGAGAAUGAAAUGUUCAGCUGAAUGAAAGAUGCAUGCCAGUUUCCUCGUCAGUUGUCCCACCUCAUCUCGAAAGUCUAACUUUAGGUGCUUACCUCAGAAUGUGGCAAUUGUAUAACCAAUGAUGGAAGUAGCGUUGGUUAGCAGAGAGGAAAAGAAAACCCAACAGAUCAAUUGAGGAAUGUCUGCCCAGAAAGCAGUUCGGUUUGCUUUGGUCAAUCGAAUGUUCAUUUCAUAUCGGCAUGAUGGGUACAAGUUCCAUGCCUAUGUUUCUUGGUCGUCUGACCUUGUGAUAUCUUUGAAUUUUUAGUUGUACUAUUUCCUUGAGUGGUAAGGACUGCAGAACCCCGUUCAAGGUUUUUUUACGAUGGUUAACAUGAAUAUCGUAUUCACUAAAAUACCAGGAUGAAACGUUUUUCCUUGUCUGGAGUCCACAGGACGUUCAUUCUUUUGGUUAGUCAACUUCAUUCUUGGCUGACUGGGCAUGACUUGCUUCAAGUCAGUAAACUAAAAAGCUGCCUAUAGUUUUGCAAAUAAAUGGGGUUUAAUGGUUUUGUUCCUGUGACUUGUUUAAUUGUUUUGUUGAAUGUUAUCUCAUCUUAAAUUCAACAUGAAGAGUGUGCUUGAGGGAAUUAAAAUUCCUUUCAUGGUAUAUUCCACUAUUCGUUUUUUAUCGACACAAUGGAUUGAUGGAUUAUAUUGGGAUUUUCUUGCAGAAUAUAUGCCUGGAGGGAAUCUUUAUGAUUUCUUACACAAGCAUAAUAAUGUUCCGGAGCUUCCCUUGUUGCUGAAGUUUUCAAUAGAUAUCUCAAAGGGAAUGGACUAUUUGCACCAAAACAACAUAAUUCAUAGAGAUUUAAAGUCAGCUAAUCUCUUGUUGGACGUCGAUAAUGUAUGUAGCUUCUUCUGACUUCUGAACUGUGAUUCAAUUUCUUCAAAUUCCUCUUAUUGUUCUAGUUACUUUAUCAAAUGAUUUUUUAACUUUUCAUGCCUUGAUUAUUACAUUUGUGCUGGUCUUGGUGAUAUUAUGAAUAAUGUGUUUUAGGAAACUCGACAGCAAUUUUCUGUUUGAACUGAAAGAUGGACUUAUCUUAGUGACAGCUAAUUUUACCAUAAUAUUCUAAUUCUUCAGAUACUUUCCCUCUUUAUUUUUUAUUCUAUUUUUUUCCCUUUCUAUUGUGUUUUGUGGGGGUUGAGGGAGAGGGCCACAUCCCUGAAUGCUAAACUAAACCGGUCAAAUCUGCGGUUGACCAAUUUAUUGGCUGAAUUUACCUGAUCUCCUGGUGAUAUUGACCGAUUUUCUGGCCAAUAUAAAAAAACUGCUUGCUAGUCCCGGCAGAGUAGCAAACCAAGAUUAAAACAAUAUUAUUAUUAUUUUUAUUGGUGAAGAAAUGUUUUCGCUAGAGCACAAUACGAAUGAUCAUUGUGUCAUAACUAGGAUACGUGAUACUGAAUAGCACAGAUUAGACUACACCAGGACUCCGAAUUGACAAUGUAUUUUUCUAGCAUAGAGAUUGUGGUCGAUCUGAAAAUCUUGACUUGUCUCUCGCGGUUCUGUUCUCCAUCUUUUCUCUAGGUUGUGAAGGUCGCCGAUUUUGGUGUAGCACGUUUCAAACAUCAGGGGGGAAUAAUGACGGCGGAGACUGGAACGUACAGAUGGAUGGCACCCGAGGUUGUAUUCCUGCUUGCUUGUGGAGCGGACGAGAAAAUAAUAAUAAUUAAAUAUUAUAUAUAUAUAUAUAAUGGAUUAUUCAAAAUUAUCUUGCCUUUCUGAACCAUUCUUCAUUCUUUUGAAGGUGAUAAACCAUCAAGCUUACGACCAUAAAGCUGAUGUGUACAGUUUCGCUAUCGUUCUUUGGGAAUUAGCAACAUCCAAGGUAUGGAAUAGCCCUGCAUCUCAGGAAGGCAAUAAAGCUGUCUCUUCGUCACUGGGUUGACCCGAUUCUUCCAACUAUAUUUAUGUUGCAUCUAGCUUUGACAUUUUUCCAUCGGUCCGCGUUAGUUCUUUCCUGGGACACCAAGUGAUGAGCGGAUGUGGAAUUUGGUUUUGUGAUGCAGAUUCCCUAUGAGAAGUCAACCCCUGUACAGGCUGCCCUCGGAGUGAGGAAGGUCUGCUUCUUUCUUGCACAUAAGAUUCUUUCUAUAAAUAGCAUGUGCAUCGUUUUGACUGAUGCAUAAUAUUUCCCCGAUCAACGUUUUGAAUCCUUUUUUUUUUUUUUUUAAUUCUUUUGGUUGUUCUUGUUUUCUCAGGGCGUACGGCCGGAACUUCCGCAGAACAUGCACCCGGGCCUACUGAACUUGAUGCAGAGAUGCUGGGAUGGCAAUCCAAGCAAGCGGCCAUCAUUCUCCGAGAUCACUUGUGAGCUCGAGGAGUUGCUGACGCAAGUUCAGGUAAAUAUCUCUCCUCACCAAGAUGCAGUUCACCGAGAUCUCAACCUCUGCAUAAAAUCGUUUAAAAUCUCCGUUGACCAUUGAAACUUAUUAAUUUUAAAAUAAGAUAGAAAACAAUCACUCCAAAUACCUUGGCUGUUCUUGGUAUGAUUUUUUGAACAUUAUUUUCUAAUACAUGGCUUAAGGCUGUCGAAUGGGCCAGACCGGAGGAGGGAGAGCAUGGGUGCUUCCUAUCCAUAGUCAACUCGAUUUUGGCUUUGGCAGGCCGACUCUUCUCCGUUAAUUAUCAAAGUCUGUGUAUUUAAAGUAAGUAAGUGGUGGAAUCUCUCCUCACCUUGGUUGCAUAUCUCUUGCCACCAGCACAGAGAGAGAGAGAGGUGAAGCUACUGAAGAAGUGA